Linum tenue is the source of this 3530-nucleotide messenger RNA. NCBI's taxonomy places the organism in Eukaryota, Viridiplantae, Streptophyta, Magnoliopsida, Malpighiales, Linaceae. The record is from the annotation of a GenBank genome assembly.
UUCCACUCAGAGCUGGAGAUUUCCUGUCCAUAAUUUGAGUUUUUAUCCACUUCGUACCUUUCCUCCUUACCAAGGAAGUAGGAACCCCGUUUAGGGCGCGCGGCUCUCUUUUAUUUUCUUCCUUCUGUUUUGUCUUCCCCCCUCGUCGCGGGUUUGUGGUUUUUGAUUGUUUUGGCCAUCUGGGUACCUUUUAAUCGUAUCGAAGUUUUGAGCUUUUGACGCUGGCUUGAUGGUUUACGGUUCUUGAGUGGUGGGUUUUUGAUUGGUUGAGUUCGGCAAUGGCUCGGUUGUUGAUGAUUCCUCCUUGCAAAAAUUCGUGUUUUCCGAAGACCAGUCUCUUGAGUUUGUUCUCCUCGGCUCCUCUCCAGGCUACAAGCCGAGCUAGUUGUUUAAGGACUUCUUUGAGAAGUGCAUCUAGUCACAGGCAGCUUCUUCGUUCUGUGGUCUCAUUUCAAAGAAAUUAUAAGUUUUCGCAUCCCGGAUUAUAUAGUGCUACACAACACAGUCGGAGGCUAAUUUGUUCAGUUGCUACAGAACCAAUACUCCAGCAGACCAGAGAGGCCAAAAUGGAUGCACCGAAAGAAAUCUUUCUGAAGGAUUAUAAGUUACCUGAUUAUUACUUUGAGACGGUUGAUUUGGGCUUUGCUCUUGGCGAGGAGAAAACACUUGUUAACUCAAAAAUAACCGUGUCCCCAAGAGUUGAAGGUUCCUCGUCCCCGCUGGUUUUGGAUGGGCAUGAUUUGAAGCUGCUCUCUAUUAAAAUCAAUGGGAACGGACUGAAGGAUGCAGAUUUUCAAGUGGAUUCCCGCCACUUGACUAUCCUGUCACCUCCAAGCGGGGCAUUCACUUUGGAAAUCAUCACUGAGAUAUAUCCUCAGAAGAACACUUCACUAGAUGGACUUUACAAAUCAACUGGGAACUUCUGCACUCAAUGUGAAGCGGAGGGUUUCCGGAAAAUCACAUUUUUCCAGGAUCGUCCAGAUAUAAUGGCCAAGUACACAUGCCGAAUUGAAGCUGAUAAGUCGCUGUACCCAGUGUUGCUGUCUAAUGGAAAUCUUUUAGAACAAGGAGAACUCGAUGGUGGUAAGCAUUAUGCUCUUUGGGAAGACCCCUUCAAGAAACCAUGUUACUUGUUCGCUUUAGUCGCUGGACAGCUGGAGAGCAGAGAUGACACUUUUGUCACCCGAUCUGGUCGGAAUGUGCAGCUCAGAAUCUGGACCCCUGCAGAAGACUUGUCCAAGACUGCACAUGCUAUGUAUUCACUUAAGGCUGCAAUGAAAUGGGAUGAAGAUGUUUUCGGUCUUGAGUAUGACCUGGACCUCUUCAAUAUUGUUGCUGUCCCUGACUUCAACAUGGGGGCUAUGGAGAAUAAGAGUUUGAAUAUAUUCAAUUCCAAGCUUGUCCUGGCGUCUCCCGAGACUGCCACAGAUGCAGAUUAUGCUGCUAUUUUGGGUGUUAUUGGUCAUGAGUAUCUGUUUAUUUUGGAGCAUGGUACAAUACUAAACAAGAACACCUGCAGGGUGACUUGUCGAGACUGGUUCCAGCUCAGUUUAAAGGAAGGUCUUACUGUAUUCAGAGACCAGGAAUUUUCAUCUGACCUGGGAAGUCGUCCUGUGAAGAGGAUUGCUGAUGUUUCUAAACUUCGCAAUUAUCAGUUCCCACAGGAUGCUGGUCCCAUGGCGCAUCCUGUUAGGCCUCAUUCUUACAUAAAGAUGGACAAUUUCUAUACAGGUCAGUUCUUCUGCUUGGUGUAUGAAAAGGGUGCUGAAGUUGUCCGGAUGUACAAAACCUUGCUGGGAACCCAGGGGUUCAGAAAGGGCAUGGAUCUUUACUUUAAGAGGCAUGAUGGUCAAGCUGUAACCUGCGAAGAUUUCUUUGCUGCCAUGAGGGAUGCAAAUGGUGCUGAUUUUGCGAACUUCUUGUCAUGGUAUUCCCAAGCUGGUACGCCAACCGUGAAAGUUGCUUCAAGCUAUAAUGCAGAAGCCAAGACUUUCUCUUUGAAGUUCAGUCAGGAGGUGCCACUUACUCCUGGACAGCCAAUCAAAGAACCUAUGUUCAUUCCUGUGGCAUUAGGCUUGCUGGACUCGAGCGGGAAGGACUUGCCUCUUACUUCUUUCUUUCACGAUGGAAUGUUGCAGUCAAUUUCAAGCAAUGGCGAACCAGUCUACAGUACUGUGCUUAGGGUGACCAAGAAAGAAGAGGAAUUUAUUUUCUCCGACAUAACCGAAAAACCAGUUCCUUCUCUGUUUCGGGGUUAUAGUGCUCCUAUCCGUCUUGAAGCCGAUCUUUCAGAAGCUGAUUUGUUCUUCCUCCUUGCUCAUGAUUCAGAUGAAUUCAACCGGUGGGAGGCUGGGCAACUCUUGGCCAGGAACCUGAUGCUGACCCUAGUGGCUGAUUUCCAACAAAAUAAGCCAUUGGUUUUGAAUCCAAAGUUUGUUCAAGGGCUGAAAAGCAUUCUUACUGACUCGUCUUUGGAUAAAGAAUUUAUUGCUAAGGCAAUUACUCUGCCUGGUGAAGGUGAAAUAAUGGACAUGAUGAAAAUUGCAGACCCUGAUGCUGUUCAUGCAGUCCGCUCCUUCAUCAGGAAGCAGCUUGCUGCUGAACUGAGAGCCGAACUUCUGAACACUGUCAAGAACAACAGCAGUUCUGAAGCAUAUGAGUUUAACCACCCAAACAUGGCCAGGAGGGCACUGAAGAACAUUGCUCUCGCAUAUCUGGCUUCACUUCAAGAUGAGGAGUCAGCUGCGCUUGCACUCAAUGAAUACAAGUCUGCCACAAAUAUGACAGACCAGUUUGCAGCUUUGGCAGCCAUAGCUCAGAACCCAGGUAAAACUCGGGAUGAAGUGUUGGCUGACUUCUACAGCAAGUGGCAAGAUAACUUCUUGGUUGUGAAUAAAUGGUUCUCCCUUCAAGCCUGGGCAGAUAUUCCUGGGAAUGUGGAGAACGUUCGGAAUCUCCUGAAUCAUCCAGCAUUCGAUUUACGUAAUCCAAACAAGGUAUAUGCUUUGAUUGGAGGAUUUGCUGGGUCCCCAGUCAACUUCCAUGCUAAGGAUGGUUCAGGCUACAAGUUCUUGGGUGAGAUGGUGGUCCAACUCGACAAAAUCAACCCUCAGGUGGCUUCCCGCAUGGUUUCGGCCUUCUCGAGAUGGAGGCGAUACGAUGAGACCAGGCAGAACCUUGCCAAGGCGCAGUUGGAGAUGAUAGUGUCUGCCAAUGGACUGUCGGAGAAUGUCUUCGAGAUUGCUUCUAAAAGUUUGGCUGUCUGAACUUUUUGACGACGCAGACCAAAUUCCACGGAGAUGUUAAGAGUUUAAAAACAAUUAGUUUCGUUUGGGAGAUGGUGAUUCUACUUUGAAUUUUAUGCAAGACAAAAGUUUGGUCAUGAAUUUGGUUUCUGAAGUAAUAAUGAUGAAGUAAUAAUUAGUAGUUAAGCUUUCUUUGGGUUUUCAUUGGACCGUCGAGGUUGUUGGCCCGUUUCUGUUGAUGGGCCUUGGGCUUUUUAACUAUCUGUGGCCCACCUUAGCUCCUUU